AUAAAUUAAUAUUUAAUAAACAUUUCCAAGUCAUUUUUUAAUUACAAAAGAUGAUUAAAAUUGUUAAAUGUGGUGGUGUUUUCGUAUCUUCGUAUCAUAAUGCACAAUUAAUAAGAUCAUUUAGUCAAAAGUUAGCAAAAACUGAAUAUUCAAGAAGAAUAUUUUCUGGGAUUCAACCUACCGGCAAUGUUCAUUUAGGAAAUUAUUUAGGUGCGAUACAACAAUGGGUUAAGUUACAAAAUUCUGAAAACAUGGUUAUAUGGAGUAUCGCAGAUAUGCAUUCUAUUACAUUACCUCAUAAUCCUACAGUAUUAAGAAAUAAUAUUUUAAAAAUGACAGCUACGCUAUUGGCAUGUGGAAUAGAUCCACAGAAGAGUAUAUUAUUUCAACAAUCUAGUGUUCCAAUGCAUGCAGAGUUGUGUUGGAUACUUGGCUGUAUUACCACCAUGGCUAGGCUUGGACAUUUGCCACAGUUCAAAGAAAAAAGUGAUAGUUUGAAAAAUAUUCCUUUAGGAAUAUAUAUCUAUCCUGUUUUACAAGCUGCUGAUAUUUUACUUUACAGAGCUACAAAUGUACCGGUUGGAUUGGAUCAAGCACAGCAUAUACAAUUAUCACAGGAUUUAGCGUAUUCUUUUAAUAAAAAGUAUGGAGACACUUUUCCAAUACCACGGACUCUUAUAUGUAAUGAUGCAAGUUGCAGAAUAAAAUCACUACGAGAUCCUACAAAGAAAAUGUCCAAAUCGGAUAAAGAUGUCAAAAGUAGAUUAGAUUUGACAGAUAAACCAGAAGUGAUGUUAGAAAGAAUUAAAAAGUCUUUAACUGACUUUACAUCUGAAGUAACUUAUGAACCUGAAACACGACCAGGUGUUUCUAAUUUAAUUUCUAUUCAUUCUUUACUUACUGGAAAGUCACCUGAAGAGAUCUGUAAAGAUGUGGAAGGUUUAAAUACUGCAAAAUAUAAAUUGCUAUUAGCAGAUGUAAUAAUAGAAAAGUUAAAACCAAUUCAGGAAGAGAUAUUUAGAUUAUUAAAUGAACAAUUAUACUUGGAAGAAGUUUUAAAAACAGGUUCAGAAAAAGCAACAGAAAUUGCAUUUGAUUGUUAUUCUGACGUAAAGGAUAAAAUAGGUUUUAAAAGAAAUGUAACAACAACGACUAACGAAAUGGCAAAAUACACAAGUGUACGUUGAUUGUAUAUAUUUAAAGAUAAGAUGAUGAUAAUAAAUAACAUACGGUCCUUCAGAAAUGAUUUGUGCAUCAGCAUCAUGUUGUUUAUAAUCUAUUAUAACAUCGGCUCCUAAUUUCUCAAGCAUAUUUACAGCAUCGCUGCUACAAGUGGUUAUUACCUAA
Molecule: messenger RNA, 1347 nt
Organism: Polistes dominula (European paper wasp)
Lineage: Eukaryota; Metazoa; Arthropoda; Insecta; Hymenoptera; Vespidae
Gene: TrpRS-m
Product: Tryptophanyl-tRNA synthetase, mitochondrial
Biological process (GO): mitochondrial tryptophanyl-tRNA aminoacylation
Cellular component (GO): mitochondrion; mitochondrial matrix
Molecular function (GO): ATP binding; tryptophan-tRNA ligase activity
Source: RefSeq, a predicted model, not a curated record